Molecule: messenger RNA, 770 nt
Organism: Racocetra persica
Lineage: Eukaryota; Fungi; Glomeromycota; Glomeromycetes; Diversisporales; Gigasporaceae
Source: the annotation of a GenBank genome assembly
UUCAUUCAAAACUCGUUUUAGGCGUUGAAUUUGGAGGAAUUGUCGAAAUUGUCUCUUCUAAUAGUAUUAUAUCAGACAUUGAGAAUCAAAAACUUCAGCUAGUAAAUGACUCAAAUUUUCUGUUCCCUUUUGCUAACGAACAGAUUUCAGAUCAAUGUAAACAUUCAUCAUAUGCAUAUUGGUCUUGGGAAAAUUUAAGUCGUCAAUUAUCAUCAUUUUGUCCUACCAAUUUAAUUUCAUCGUCACAAUGGACCUAUGGUUUUAUUAGCAAUGCGAAGCAACCAUAUCUUUACCGACAAGACUCGUCUUCAAAAUACUACUAUGUUACUUUCUAUGAAGAUUAUCAAUCGUUAAAUGCUAAACUCGAUUAUAUAAAAAUUACUAAUUUAGCAGGAAUCGCGAUUGCAGACAUCACCAAAGAUUCGAAAGAUUUACAAUUGACAAACUUUAUUACGGGAAUUCCACCAAAUAAACCGGGAGGAAAUGGAACUACGGGUACCUCUCUACCUUCAUCAUCUACAUCUCCGCCCAAUAUAGGUGCAAUAGUGGGUGGUGUAAUAGGUUCUAUUAUUUUUGUUAGCGUAUUGGUAGCUGUUGGCAUCAUAUUGUAUCGAAGAAGACAUGGAACGAAAAUGUCUAAUCCACUUAUAAAUACAAAUAAUCAGACUUGCUCUGAUACAAAUCCUCAGGUUUAUUCUGAUAUAAAUCGUCAGGUUCAUCCAGAUACAAAUAAUCGGAUUUACUCAGAUACAAACCAUAAAGUCUUCUAA